Choloepus didactylus (southern two-toed sloth) is the source of this 2691-nucleotide messenger RNA. RefSeq names its product zinc finger and SCAN domain containing 31 (gene ZSCAN31). Gene Ontology annotation, biological process: regulation of transcription by RNA polymerase II; central nervous system development. The record is from RefSeq and is a predicted model, not a curated record. NCBI's taxonomy places the organism in Eukaryota, Metazoa, Chordata, Mammalia, Pilosa, Megalonychidae. Gene Ontology annotation, cellular component: nucleus; PcG protein complex; transcription regulator complex. The transcript has 4 exons. Bases 381 to 1694 code for a protein of 437 amino acids. Gene Ontology annotation, molecular function: RNA polymerase II cis-regulatory region sequence-specific DNA binding; DNA-binding transcription factor activity, RNA polymerase II-specific.
UGGAAGGGAGAAUUUGAAAACAAUGAGCUUGGAUAUUUAGCUGAGGAGAUUUCUAAGCUAAGAAUGGAAAGUGCAACUUCAUGUCUCCUUGCAGUGUAAAAUGCAAGAAGAAAAGGAUAAGAUGAGAACUGAACUCCUGGGCACAAAGAAAUCAGAAAUUGAUGGUUUAGAAAAUUCUGAGCUUCCUGAAAGCAAGUCCCCAGAAAAUAGUGCUCCAUGUGAGGGCUUACCUGAACAUGAAUCCAGUCAGUCAUUUCACUGCAAGUCAGGAUUGGAGGUACAGUUAUCCAGGUGUAUCCUCCUGAAGAAGAUUAAAUCAGGGAAUCUUAUAUCUUAAUUAUCUUUUAACCCUAAGCUGAAGUGAGCCUUCUGAGUUCAGAAUGGCUUCAAAAGAGGAACAAGAUGGACUUAAGAUUGUGAAAGUGGAGGAAGAGCCUAUCUGGGACCAAGAAACCUACUUGCAAAGGAAUAGCUUUUCUAGCCAGGAGGCCUCCCGCCAACUUUUUAGGCAGUUUUGUUACCAAGACACUCCUGGUCCCCGAGAAGCCCUGAGCCGACUACGGGAGCUCUGUCAUCAGUGGCUGAGGCCAGAGACACACACCAAGGAGCAGAUCCUAGAACUGCUAGUUCUGGAGCAGUUCCUGACUAUCCUACCUGAGGAGCUCAAGGCCUGGGUGCAAGAGCACCAUCCAAAGAGCGGGGAGGAGGUGGUGGCUGUAGUUGAAGAUCUGGAGCAAGAGCUUAGUGAGCCAGGGAAACAGGCCCCUGAUCACAAAUUUGUACAUUCUGAAGUGCUCUCAGAGGAUACAGCACAACUGAAGGCCAAGCAGGAAUCAACAGUCACACAGCUUCAGUCCAUGGUGAUCCAGCUGCAGUGUGAAUCUUUCAGCCCCCACAAAUUUCAAGAACAAGAUGGUGAAACUCUACCUGAAAACCAGGGGUUGGCACCAAAGCAAGAAGUCUUUAAAAAAGUGGAAAAUUUGGCAGAUAUAUCUAGUAGACUCCAAAGAGAUGUUCCCCUGCAUUCUAAGUACAGAGAAACUUGUAGACCUGAGAGCAGGGUCGAAAAGCAGCGAGGACACCCCACCGGAGAGAGACGUCACAGGUGCAAUGAAUGUGGGAAAAGCUUCACUCAGAGUUCAGUCCUCAUUCAGCACCAGAGAAUCCACACUGGGGAGAAGCCAUAUGAAUGUGAAGAGUGUGGGAAGGCCUUCAGCCAGAGGUCAGGCCUAAAUGAACAUCAGCGGAGCCACACUGGAGAGAAACCCUAUCAAUGUAAGGAGUGUGGGAAAGCCUUCAGUGCCAGCAAUGGCCUCAUUCGACACAGAAGAAUCCAUACAGGGGAAAAGCCAUAUGAAUGUGAAGAGUGUGGGAAAGCCUUCCGCCUGAGCUCAUACCUUGUUCAGCAUCAGAGGAUACACACUGGAGAGAAGCGCUAUCAGUGUAAUGAGUGUGGAAAAACCUUCAGUCAGAAUGCAGGGCUUUUCCAGCACCUCCGAAUUCACACUGGUGAGAAACCCUAUCAGUGCAGUCAAUGCAGUAAAAGCUUUAGUAGGCGAACACUCCUUAUGAAACAUCAGAGAAGCCACACUGGAGAGAGACCAUAUGAAUGUGAUGAGUGUGGAAAAUCCUUCAGUCAUCAUUGCAACCUUAUUAGACAUUUCAGAAUCCAUACUGUUGCUGAACUGGACUAAUUCCACAGACCAGUGGGACCCUGACUGGGGCUGUCUUGGAAAGUAAGAUUUUUAAGUGGCUUAUUCUGGUCUUUUCAAAUUCAUUUUGCUUUGGAGUGGGUAGCUUGCCUACAAACAGGUGCUAGUGUCUCCUGGGUAUAUGACUGUGGGUGUGGAGGGUUGGUGGGUAGCCUUCUAUUCCCUAUCCUUUGGUUCUUUUCCAGGAAUUCCCCUUAAAGGAAUCAAACCCUAUCUGGAAAUAAAUUGCUAUGGAGAGGCUGUUCUUGAAUAAUACUAAAUAUUGAACUGUAAAAAACUAACAUCUAUGUAUAAUUUUUGAAGAUUGGGUAAGUUCAAGGGAUAUUCAGUGGUAAGUCUUUUCUGAAAGAAUUAAAUUUUAAACACAUUUGAAAAUUUGGGGAAUAAAAAUGGUCUACAUUUCCACAGGAAACCAUUGCUAUGAUCUCCUGUGGAAAUGUGAUGGAUGACCUCUUUGCUGCUUUCAUCAGAAGGCAUAUUCAUUAACCAAGCAGCAUUAUCCCUGGUGUGACAGCUGUUGACAGUUUAGAAAUCUAUGUCCUAUUUGAUAUCUAGUUUCAAAUUCUCAGUGCAGGUCAUUCUUAUAUUUCAGGUUUCCAGUUUUGUUAUAAAUAAUUGAUAAGAUCUUACUUUAAAUCCUCUAUUCUUUGUAAUGUACCUCUUUCAUUCAUAGCCUUUUUUGUCAGCGUUAUUCCUUUGCCACUGCCUCUUGGGGGUUAGUCAGCAACUUUGAGUGCAUUGCAAGCAGUAUCAUUGAGACUGUAAAGAAAAGGAGCCUCUGUCCUCAGGCAACUUGCUAUUCACUUGGGGAGAACUAACGCAGGCCAUUUACUGUCAGGGUUAAACAUACAUGCUCUGGUACCAGACUGUCCAGGUUCAAGUCCUGCCUUUCCAUUUGUGAACUGUGAGACUUUGGGCUUGGGCAAAUUAUUUAAAUGCCCCUGUGCUACAGUUUCCCCAUCUGUAAAAAUGGGAAUAA